AUGGGUCAGUUCACAGGAAAGCUGUCGAUGCUGAAGACCAGGCAAGUGGAGACUGCGAUGGAGGUGCGCGAGCGGAUGAACAUGCAGGGCGAGAUGACGCUCCUUUGCAAGUACUGGGGGCACUGGCGGCUCUCCACAAAGGCGGAGCGCCUUGACACCUACUUCAAGCGGAAACUCGAGUCGAAGAGGAAGCAGGUGGCCGGCGUCCAAACUUUGUUCCAGACCUUCGCCACACAGAUCGAGGCCAACCUGGAUGUCGAAGCGGAUGAUGACGACUUAGGAGGGCACGAGUCCCGGCGACGGAAGCGGCACAGCGGAAGCCGAAGCCAAGGAAGCCUGCCACGUGGCACGUCCGUGCCUUUGCCGGACAUCCACCAGAAGGCAGCGGUCGCCAGCUGA
Messenger RNA from Symbiodinium sp. CCMP2592, 399 nucleotides. The record is from the annotation of a GenBank genome assembly. NCBI's taxonomy places the organism in Eukaryota, Dinophyceae, Suessiales, Symbiodiniaceae.